Molecule: messenger RNA, 2184 nt
Organism: Lineus longissimus
Lineage: Eukaryota; Metazoa; Nemertea; Pilidiophora; Heteronemertea; Lineidae
Product: proton-coupled folate transporter-like
Exons: 5
Coding region: 202-1737 (511 amino acids)
Biological process (GO): transmembrane transport
Cellular component (GO): membrane
Molecular function (GO): transmembrane transporter activity
Source: RefSeq, a predicted model, not a curated record
UGUCUGUCAGGUGACUGGAACGACCUGGAUCAUGUCGUAUGCGAUGUUGUACUGUGAUUGAAAAUAAUGAUCAGUUUAUCGACAUGAGAAGACCAGGAAGGACCUGACAGCGCCUCCACACCGUAUAUUCACAACACAAAGUAAGUAGCCAUCAGUAAUUGUUUCCAUUCUGAUUAACCUGGAACUCCGAUCACUAACACCAUGGAUCAAGAGGAGGAAAAGCCCCUCAUAAGGGCGCAGGUGCGCCGGAGUGUGAGCUAUUCAGACACGCCCACCCCUGCCUCACCGGACGUCCUAGACGAAAAAACCAUCCCAGGAUUUCCUAAGAUCAUCGUACCAAAACGUCGGGUUGUGAUAGAACCAGUGUUGUUCCUCUACUGCCUUGCGUUGGUAGGUAGCUUGCCUAUUAUGUCGCAAUACCUUUACGCUCGCUUCGAGGAGACUUACCCUAUUCUCAUCAACGGCACCCAAAACGAAAACACCACGGAAGGAAAGGGAUGCCAACAUGUGAACCUUUCGGACCCCAUAUUUAUAGCGACACAGUCUGUCCAGUCAGAGACGUCUAAAUGGCAAAUGUACCUACAGGUAACGUCGUCAUUGAUAAACGUUGUGACCACGAUACUCUACGGGGCGUAUUCCGAUGCUGCAGGCAGGCGAAUUGUCUUGAUCCUACCCGCCGCAGCCAUGACCAUCAAGUUCAUUAUAAACUGCUUCAUCAUCUACUUCGACCUCCCUGUGUACUACUUCCUAAUCGGACAAGUGUUCGAUGGUCUUGGAGGCGGGUUUGCGACAAUGAUGAUGGCUGUCUUUGCAUAUAUUGCUGACAUCACAACCCCAGAGCAGCGAGGGAUGCGAAUUGCUAUAGCGGAGGCAUGUUUGGCGAUGUCCUUGGCAAUUUCACAGCUGGCUAUCGGGUACUUUAUCCGAGCCACAGGGUACUUUUACCCCUUCCUCUCCCUGACUAUCAUACUACUCUUAAACAUGUUAUAUCUGUCUUGCUUUGUCCCCGAAACAGUCGUCAAACAGAGAGCAAGGAAGUUUUCGCUCACAGCUUCUCUGAAACAGACAUACACGACAUACGCGGAAAAGGACGACAGGAGGAACAUCAAGGUUGUGCUGUUGACUUUGGCUAUUCUUGUCUUCUCUUUCCCAAUUGGCAGUAAAUUUCAGUUGCAAAUUCUGUUCACGAUGAAUGUUCCUCUUUGCUGGAGUUCGGUAGAGAUUGGCAUCUACAUGGGCAUCACCGCACUCGUGCUGCAGUUUGGUGGACUCAUCGGUCUCAAGUGCUUUAAGAUGUGCAAAAUACCGGAAAUAUGGAUCGCCGUGAUCGGUUGCCUGUCUUGGAUGGCAUCGAGCCUGGUGAAUGCUUGGGCGGAUACGAUGUUCCUUAUGCUAAUGGUGUGUCUGGUUGGUAUAUUCCUGAUGGCGGGUGUGCCGAUGUAUAGAACAAUCAUCUCCAGGCUGGUUAGGCCGGACGAACAAGGGAAGGUAUUUGCGGGCGUGGCUUGUGUGGAGGCGAUCGCCAGCUUGGUCAGUUCCGUAGUGAUGAACGAGAUCUACCAGAAGACGCUCUACUUCAUGCGGGGAUUCAUCUUCCUUGUUGCCGCAUUCUUCGGUCUGGGGGCCAUGAUUAUUACUUUAGUCUAUAUAUGCUUUGACCGGGCUACAGGAGGUAAAACGGGGCGUCACCAUGUGAUAGUUAACGACUCUGAAUCGGCGGCUGAAGAAGAAAGAUAGUCCUCUCGGCGCGCCCGCCACAGCCUACCCGGAGACACCUGGCUGUUCUGUUUGAUGCAGCUGGUUUUGCAUUUAGUUUAUUGGUCAAAGAUUGGGCCUAAGCAGAUCAUUAAUGGCUCAGUGGGUCGACUGCGUGUCAAGCUAUCAGAUUCGAGAUCCUGGUCUCAACCGGUGUCUAACUUCUCGGCCAAUGUUUAUAGGGCGCAGAGACUUUUGAGUAUAUGGAGGUGUUCGAUGAUUAAAUACUGUACUGUGGCAUUCUGCCCGACCGUGUGUAAAAGUGGAGUACAUUUUACUUGCAAUUGGUCCAAUACUUAUAAUUGAUUAUAUUCAAUUAAUGACUAAUUGAAAAUAAAAAAAGGUUAAAAAAGAAGAAGGGCGAUUGUUUUUGCUUAUAACCACCAAUUUUAAUUUAUACCCGAUUCAAGUUUUACAAUACAUUUCAUU